AUGUCUAUAGGUUUUAUCACAACCGCCAGUGGUGCGAGCUGGCAAGAUGUCGCAGUUGAUCGACAACGGCAUCGAGACGCCACCAUCGCAGAGCUCCAUCCUCCACUGCCCGUAUUGCUGGCUGAUAAUAUACCACUUAACACCACGAGUAUCCCAGAUAAAAUAUUGACCGACGAAGAGCGCACCAUCACGGGCGCCAACGUCGAGGACCUCCUCGUGAAGCUAGCGACGGGGGAAUGGAGCUCCACGGCUGUCGUCCAGGCAUUUAUGCGCCGCGCCGGUCUAGCUCAGAAGCUGGUAAAUUGCGUGACCGAGCUGCUCCCGGACCGGGCCCUUAGACGAGCAGCUGAGCUUGAUGAGUAUCUGGCCACCCAUAAGAAGCCGAUUGGUCCGCUCCACGGCCUGCCGAUCAGCGUCAAAGAACAUAUCGGCAUGAAGGGCCUUGACAUGAAUGGCGCAUUCAUCGGUAGCGUUGGCAACACAGCCGAGAAGGACGCAGUGGUGCUAGAGCCGCUUUGGGAUGCUGGCGCGGUCUUCUAUGUAAGAACACCUGAACCGCAGACUAUGAUGCAGCUUGAAACUAGCAGUAAUUUACUUGGGGAGACGGUCAACCCGUACAAUACUACAUUAACUCCUGGAGGUUCCUCGGGCGGAGAGGGUGCUCUUAUAGGACUACGGGGAUCAGUACUCGGGAUUGGAUCGGAUAUUGGAGGCUCCAUUCGCUCUCCCGCAGCCGCAGUCGGAAUAUUCGGCUUCAAACCAACUUCCGGCCGCAUUGCCACGAGAGGGUGGUUUCCAAUGAUGUUUGGAGCUGAGCACAUCAUACCAACCAACGGGCCCAUGUCUACUAGUCUAGCCGGCCUGAAAAUCUUCACGAAAACCGUCGUAGAUGGCAAGAUGUGGCUCAAAGUUCCAAGCGUGGUCCCGAUGGAGUGGAGGGACACUUCAUCCUACUUUCCCGACAGAAAACUUAAAGUUGGCGUUCUCUGGGACGAUGGCGUCGUCAAGCCGCAUCCACCUAUAAAUAGAGCCAUGACAGAGCUCGUUGAGAAGUUGAAAAAAAGUGAGAAUAUCGAACUUAUAGACUGGAAGCCUUGGAAACAUGAUCUAGCAUGGGAGAUCAUUGCGUCUUUAUACUUUGCCGAUGGCGGUAAAGAAGUCAUAAGCUAUGUCGAGUCUUCAGGAGAACCUUUCCGCCCUUUGUCUCAGUGGAUCAUUCGAGACAACCCGCACGUGAAAGAGCAUACCAUCCGAUCUCUGUGGGACAGGAUCAUCCAGAGGGAUGGGUACCGGGAAGAUUACGCCGCGUUAUGGAACGAGACCGCCAAGACGACUUCGGAUGGUAAGAUGGUCGACGUCAUUCUGUGUCCCGCGGCUCCGGGCGUAGCUGCGAAGUUGAACACGUCCAAGUACUGGGGCUACACCUCUCAGUGGAACUUGCUUGACUAUCCGGCUGUCGUGUUCCCAGUUCAAGACCAAGUCAGCGUGGAGAAAUAUGCCCCCUACGCUUAUCCAGCGGACUAUAAACCAAAGUGCGAGAGUGAUGAGUAUAAUUGGAAUCUUUGGAGGGAACACGGGUCUGAAGGGUACCGGGACGCCCCGAUUUGCCUUCAACUAGUGAGCAGGAGAUUUAAUGACGAGAGUUUAUUAGAGGCACUAGAGAUUAUCCUUGAAGAAGCUGGGUUGCCAACUACAUGUUGA
This is a messenger RNA of Daldinia vernicosa, 1701 nucleotides long. RefSeq names its product amidase. Bases 1 to 1701 code for a protein of 566 amino acids. NCBI's taxonomy places the organism in Eukaryota, Fungi, Ascomycota, Sordariomycetes, Xylariales, Hypoxylaceae. The record is from RefSeq and is a predicted model, not a curated record. The transcript has 4 exons.